Messenger RNA from Ipomoea triloba (trilobed morning glory), 1462 nucleotides. Its product is annotated as small nuclear ribonucleoprotein-associated protein B-like. Bases 126 to 893 code for a protein of 255 amino acids. The record is from RefSeq and is a predicted model, not a curated record. Gene Ontology annotation, molecular function: RNA binding. Lineage: Eukaryota; Viridiplantae; Streptophyta; Magnoliopsida; Solanales; Convolvulaceae. The transcript has 2 exons. Gene Ontology annotation, cellular component: U2-type prespliceosome; U4 snRNP; cytoplasm. Gene Ontology annotation, biological process: mRNA splicing, via spliceosome.
CGCCUAAUAAUCUUCCACCGUAAUGCCAUAAAGAAACCCUAAUACCUAAACCCCUUCGGCCGUCUCUUAAAGCCCCACUUUCCAGGCGGAACCUUGGCCGGUUUUCUCUUUCGGAUCCAGCCAAGAUGUCGAUGUCGAAAACUUCCAAGAUGCUUCAAUACAUCAAUUAUCGGAUACGUGUCACGGUCCAGGACGGCCGUCAGUUGGUCGGAAAAUUCAUGGCUUUCGAUCGCCACAUGAAUCUCGUUCUCGGAGAUUGCGAGGAGUUCCGGAAGCUUCCACCGACUAAGGGCUCGAAAGAAGAGCGCGAGGAUCGCCGCACUCUCGGCCUUCUCCUCCUCCGUGGCGAAGAAGUUAUCUCCAUGACUGUUGAGGGUCCGCCUCCUCCCGAUGAAUCCCGCGUCAAGGCAACUGGAGCUGCAAAUGGCGUUCCCGGGCCCGGUAUUGGUCGUGGCGCUGGGAGAGGGGUUCCUACUGGGCCGUUGGUUCAGGCCCAGCCCGGACUUGCUGGUCCGGUUCGUGGUGUUGGUGGGCCCGCUCCGGGAAUGAUGCAACCUCAGAUCUCUCGUCCUCCGAUCAACUACCCUCAGCAACCGCCUCCGGGAAUGGCUCCUCCACCGCAGCCCUUGAUGGCUAGAUCAGGCGUGCCUCCAAUGGGAGCGCCGCAGCAGUUCCGACCUCUUCCGCCAGGGCAAUUCCCGCCGCAGUUUGGGCAACGGCCUAUGGUGCCGCCUCCUCCUAUGAUGAGGGGUCCACCACCUCCCGGAGCUCCGCCUAGGCCCAAUAUGCCUGGACAGCCUCCUCGCCCUGGGAUGCCGCCUCCACCUCCUGGUGGUCAAGUUCAUGUCUUUGGACCUCCCCGUCCUGGAAUGCCGCCCCCACAGAAUCAGUAGUUGUGGGAUUCAGUGCACUACAGAACUUGUGUAGCAAGUGUUUUUGUCACCCUGAAUUAGGGAGCUAUUGCAGUUUGUACUCAAAAUUAAGGUAAAAAGGGGUGAGAGGAUUAAGAAACUGGUAGCAAGUAGUGACAUAAUUUAUCUUCUCAUGUUGAUUUCCUUUUUCCUGCUGCCCCCUUUUUGGUACAUAAAUUAACUAAUACAAUUUGGGGAUGUUUUUAGUUGAAAUCCAUGUAGGGAUGAGGUUUUUCUUGUUUGAUAUGACUAUAUGAGGGAUUAAGUUUAGAAUAUAAUUGCCAAGGACGUUGUGGUCUAGUGGCACCAAGUUUUUCCCUCAUAUGGGAGGUUGUGCGUGGCGAUAUUGACUCUUUGUGUUUCAAUUUGUUGAGAAAGUAGUUAUGAACAGAUACUCUAUUGUAAUAGAGUAGGUAGUAUUCAAAAAAAAGUUUAGAAUAUAAUUAGUUUGUUCUCAAGUUUAUCAUUAACAUUUACUCAGUACUUUGUAAAUUGUAAUGUAUAUUGGAAAUCUAUAUUAUAGCAAGGCACCAUAUGCUGUGUUUUGUGAA